UCAGGGAUUCAACAUUCUUAUACCGGUCAUUGAUCGAAUACGAUUUGUUCAAAGCCUUCGAGAAAUCGCUAUAGAAAUCCCUCAACAAGGUGCGAUUACUUUGGACAAUGUGCAGUUGCAACUGGAUGGAGUGCUAUACUUGCGAGUUAUCAAUCCUUACAAAGUAAGGCUUCUUACGGCGUCGAAGAUCCCGAGUUUGCCGUCACUCAAUUGGCUCAAACGACCAUGA
Molecule: messenger RNA, 229 nt
Organism: Strongylus vulgaris
Lineage: Eukaryota; Metazoa; Nematoda; Chromadorea; Rhabditida; Strongylidae
Source: the annotation of a GenBank genome assembly